AAUUUCAAUAAUGUUCUUCAACAUAACAGAUGGUCAAGAUGUCCAGUGGGCUACUUUCUCUCAAGUGGAAUCAUCACAGAUCCACAUUCCUGCACGUGCUUGCCAACAUACGACGGAAGGAGUCGUACAGCGAUGUCACCCUGGCAUGUGCCGGCAAGUUUUACCCCGCGCACAAGUUGGUCUUGUCAACCUGCAGUGAAUAUUUCGAGGAGAUGUUUGAGAGAACACAGUGUAAGCAUCCUGUUAUAGUUCUCAAAGACAUUGGUGCUGACGAUCUUGAGGCUUUGUUAUCUUACAUGUAUGAUGGUGAAGUGAACGUAUUGCAAGAGAAUUUAUCUAGUUUAAUUAAAGCAGCCGAAUGUCUCAAAAUAAAGGGCCUUGCGGUAGCUGACAGUGAUCCAACUGACAGAACAAAGGAGAAAAAACUGCAUCCAUCAAGUGGCAGCUCCAUUAAUGCUAACAGUAAUAUUAACAAUAGUAAUAGAGAUGUUCAUAGAAAUGAGAAGAGGCCAGUCAAUGGAAGUGGCAUCAAAAGAACUAAUGUAAAUAGUAGCUUUUCUGAAGACGUUGCACAGCCAAUAAAGAGAAGACGACCAGACUCCCGCACUCCCCUCAACACAUCAGCGUCUUCUGAGGAACAAGAAGCUCCUGUGACUUCUAAUGAGAGUGCUGCUGCUCCUGAACCUGCCUCUCCUGUAGGUGAAGAUGGUAAUAAUGGCGGCAGUGGUGGUGAAAGUCAGCCUGGGGAUGAUGCCAAGUCUGCUGAGGCAUCAGAAGAGGCCAACAACUUUCUCCAGGACCUGAAUGUAGACGCGGGCGUGAAGGCGGAGCCCGUGGAGGUCCUGGACGCGGAUGACCUCACAUUUGACGGCAGAGAAGACGAGGACGCGGGGCCUGACCAUCCUGGUGAGGACCUCCCCGACUUCACUGAAGAAAAGUUCUCUGGAGGUGAAGGCGAGGACCCCUCCCUCUGGGGCGGUACUGAUGAAACUGACCUCUUCUCUCAGCCGAGCACGUCGAAUUUCGGCGAGGAUGACGUUAAGAAGGACGCUGCAGGCGGAGACAAGAGUGGCAACACCUCGUCAUCGAUGGAUGGCAUCGAAAUGAGAUUGAGUUGUGUGGCAGCUUGUCCGGUCACUCUGUGUAUGGAUGGCUUGCCUCAACCAUCGUUGUCUUCGGUUCGAUCCUUGUCUUCAAUGGCUAAUCUCACGCACGAGGAUACAGAGACCGCCCUCAGUUGGCUACCUAAGUCGUACAAACCUGAAGCCCUGGGCGUUGAACCUAAUGUGCUGCAGAGCCGCACCACUAAACUCGACCAAGACGCCAAUUUAUCUUCUACAUUAAACGUGCGUGGAUCAGCGCCGUCAGACGAAGACUCUAACCACAAGGCACUGGCAGGGCGGUACCUGCAGGAGCUGCCGCCCGACAGCUUCACUAUAGCUUAUGUUGAUGGCCAGCCUCCUGAACCACUCGCUGAUGGAGCCACUUCUUCAGGCAACCUGAAAGGAAGAACCUACAUGUGCAAUUUGUGCGAGUACUCAACAACGCUUUUCGGUAACCUCAAGACUCACUUUCGCCAGCAUACCAAAGAGAAACCAUUUGCUUGUAGCAUGUGCGACUACCGAGCGCGACAGCAAAGCAACCUCAAAACUCACAUGCGAAAGCACACAGGCGAAAAGCCCUACGCUUGUGAGUUUUGUCCAUACAGGUCAAGCCAGCACAGCAACUUGAAGAUACACCGCAUGCAGCACACUGGCGAGAGGCCAUUCGCGUGCCCUAUAUGCCUUAAGAAGUUUUCGAGGCACGGAUACUUUCAUUCUCAUUAUUCGCUUCACCCUGAGCACUUCCAGCGUCCUUGUCCAUAUUGUUCAACAUGAAAAUGUGUUGUUGUUGAAUUCUGAUUUAUUUGAUCGUUUUUAAUGUUUUAUACAAAAGGCUUUUGAAUACUUUUUAAUGCUUUUAAAAAACACAAUUAAAAUCCUUGGGACUAGAUGAGGGAAACUGUAAUUUUUACCAAUCAAUGUUUGCCUCUGAGCAAAUCUGUUAGCAUUAAUAAGAUAUGCCGUGUGCUGAGCGCUGUUGAGUCAGUCUCUGAUGAAGUGUCUGGGCAUUGUCAUCUUUGCGUUAUUCAUUGCAAUCAGAGAAAUGAGGGGGACUUUGUUCAAAGUGAUACAAUUUUUUCCCUUUUGUGGGUCGUCAUGUCCAAGUUUGAUCAUGUAAAAAGGCGUGUUGGUGCUACCUGCAGGAAGUGUGUCGCUAUAAAAACAAUAUGACCUAUUAAUUUAAAUAUGUCCCAACUUUCGUGAGGGAAUUAUAUCUUAAGACAGCCCUCAGUAAAUGUUUACUUGCCUUUUCUGAACAAUAAUAUUCUAGAAUAAUAUGAAGAAGAAACUGAAACAUGCUGGGUUCUGCAUUCUUGGGAGAGUAUAUCAAUGGCGAUUCUCCUGCUUGCUGGUGCAAGAAUUCGUUGCAAAAAUUGUGUAUGCUCUCUGUACUAAUUUAUUGAGGUUAUUGUCAAACAUUUGUCCCUGGUGCGAUGUAAUUAGCCAGAAAUGCUGUAUGUUCCAUAGAAAAACGUUUCAAUGCGGUUUCAAUGUAAACAAUAAUAUAAUUUAGUCAUUAGCUGAUGUGUUUUGGCUGAAUUUACACCGAGUAACGUCACAGAAGGUAGAGAAAUCUUUAUCUUUCCAGGUCCUAUGAAUUUUGAUUGCUUCUAUAGUCUUGAAAUGUCUAUCCAAUCUAACCUGACACUUGAUUUAGACGCAAAUAAAAACUUGUGACUAUUUUCUCUUAGUUUAAUUCAUUUGAUUGGUCUUCAUUUAAUUUCGUUCCUCUAUCUGUUAGGUUGGAGAUUCACUGUAAUUUUCUUGCUUGAUAUAACACUGAUAUUCGUCAUGUCUUCGCUGACGUUGAAAAUUAGAACGGAGCGUUAAUAACAAAUUACUAUGCCAAUGAAAAACGUGAUAAAUAUGAUGACAUAAAAAUAUAAAGGCCUAUUUUUUGGGCUUCAUUUUAGCUUUUACUGUAUGUUCCGCUAGAGCUAGGGAGUAGGGUGAUUUUUUUAAGAUAAAGCCCAGCGCUACGCAGAGAUCUAGUAUAGUUGCAGCUACAUUCUACAUUGUUAAUGAAUAUUUUUUGCUUUAAUCAUAGGAUCACUUAUGCAAUCGCAUUGUUAUCAGAGUGUUUUAGAUUAUUUUUCAGCUGAUGAUUGAUUUUUCGGUCUUGAUGUUACACGUUUUCCUCGUAAUACUUUUUCAGCGCGGUGUAGAAGGACUCUAAUUCGGAUGAUUGAUCAUUCAAGUGAUAAUUUGGUAAUACGCAAUAGAUUUAACGCUUCUUCUAUCGUUUUUUUAUACUUUUUUCAUGGUUUUGUAGUUUGUUCUUAUUUUUUAGGCCACAAUCGAUGAAUAUAUUUGAACUGGUAGAGAAUAAACGAAGCUAUAGAAGCGUUUUUUUCAUCUACGCAACACAACGCAGCUUUUUGCAUCAGUUUGUCUUCGGAUGCUGUUUAAUCUGUAUAGAUGCUGCUUUACUUUUAGUAUCCCUAUUGCCGACAUAGCGCACAGUGCUAAUGUUUAACGAUGAACGUGGUUCGUAAUGACAAAAUUACUGUAGUUUUCAGAAGCUCCAUUUUAUUGAAUGCUUGGUUUGGAGUUUCUUGAUUGUUGGAAAAUGAGAGGGUUUGGUAAUUUCAUUCAUUAAGAAGGCCACACGAGAGUUGUGUGUAUUAUACGGGACAGCUUAAUGUUUCUUCUGACAAAAAUCGAGAUAGAAAAGAUGACAUCUACGUUAACGUCAGUGAGGAUACGAAAACCACAUUUUAUUGUUACUGAUACAUUCUUGAAUUAGCCAUUCUUCAAUAAUAUUUUUCAAUUAUAUCGUCAUUUUUGGGUGAAUUUCUAUCAAGUUAAGUUUUCAUAAUAUUGAACUUAUGCUGCUUACUUUAUCAGUUUGUCUGCUGUGUCAUAAUUGAAGUAGUCGAACCUGCCGCGACAUCUUAAAACUAGCUUAUUGAAUUGACUUUCGAAUGUCCUCUUGCUUAUUCAACAAGGCGUGAUUUAUUCUCACAGUUUUUAGUAUUAACGAUUUCAUGCAUUACAAAAUAUUGAUUAAAAUUGAGCAUGAAU
Molecule: messenger RNA, 4127 nt
Organism: Hyalella azteca
Lineage: Eukaryota; Metazoa; Arthropoda; Malacostraca; Amphipoda; Hyalellidae
Product: longitudinals lacking protein
Exons: 5
Coding region: 30-1877 (615 amino acids)
Biological process (GO): regulation of transcription by RNA polymerase II
Cellular component (GO): nucleus
Molecular function (GO): protein binding
Source: RefSeq, a predicted model, not a curated record